Agrilus planipennis (emerald ash borer) is the source of this 996-nucleotide messenger RNA. RefSeq lists its product as uncharacterized. NCBI's taxonomy places the organism in Eukaryota, Metazoa, Arthropoda, Insecta, Coleoptera, Buprestidae. Bases 40 to 996 code for a protein of 318 amino acids. The transcript is spliced from 3 exons. The record is from RefSeq and is a predicted model, not a curated record.
AUUAGUGCGAAAUAUUUUACGAACACUGGCCCUGUUUUGAUGAUAAAUGUUACACUAUCAAAUUUUCCUUUGCAAACAAUACUGCAAACCGAUUUCGUUAAUUUCAACAAAACUUUGUUUUAUUAUGGGAAUGCCUGCAUCAUCGACCAGAGAGGACAAAAAAUUGAAGAUUUUUUGAAAUAUGUUGCCACAACCCUCCACUGGAAGCCACAAGCUAAGUACAUUAUUAUAUCCGACGAAAAUCCUCAAGAAAUUUUCAAAUGUUUAUCUCCUCACUUUGUAAUAAAUGUCAUUGUACUUUACCCCAAGUCAUCAAAAAUGGUUGAAAUUUACAGUUACAAUUUAUUUGGAGAAAAUGGAGAAAUUCUUUAUCCUGUCUCAAAAUUACUGGAUGUAUGUAUUGAAGGUGUUUUACAAGAGAAUAUCGAUUUAUUUCCAAAUAAGCUUCCAAAGAAUUGGAGCAAAAUGGAAGUCAGAGCCGAUGAAGUUACUUUUCUAGUAAAACCAUUCAAAGGCCGAAGUGCACUCGAAGAAGUAAUGAAUAUAAUUGCGAAAAAGACGAAAUAUACCUUAACAUACGUCGAUCUGAAACCAAACCGUUCCUAUUUCUUCCACAGAGAGCUGCUAAGCAAUUGUCAAAUACAUAUGGCCUUCACUGACAAUUUGCAGUUGUUAGAUCAAGUUUAUCCACACACAACCGAUCGCCUGUUUAUGACUCAUUUGACUGUUUACAUGACGACACGAUCUUUCGACAGACAACUAGAUACAAUAGAAGAUCUUGUCAAAAGCGGACUCAAAAUCGGGAUUCGAGAAGGGGUUUCAGAUAUCGACUUAUUUCAAAGUAAUAGUUCAAUAGACAACUACAUUAGAAUGAACCAUUACACAUGCCACAACUUUGAGCAAUGCCUUGGUUGGAUUGCCGAUGAGAAAAAUGUGACGUGUUUAGCAAUGAUCCACCGCUUAGUACCCCAAGAACAGAAACCUUAUUUCUACUAG